Molecule: messenger RNA, 1584 nt
Organism: Saprolegnia parasitica CBS 223.65
Lineage: Eukaryota; Oomycota; Saprolegniomycetes; Saprolegniales; Saprolegniaceae
Exons: 5
Coding region: 85-1512 (475 amino acids)
Molecular function (GO): 1-alkyl-2-acetylglycerophosphocholine esterase activity
Source: RefSeq, a predicted model, not a curated record
GCCACGUACUAAACAGCGGGACGGCUUCGUUGCGCCUUAGCGACACUUUCCACUUUGCUUCGCCACGUGAUCACACAGCGUAUCAUGGAGCGCGUCCGAGCGAUCGAGGUCGGCCUCGUCCUCCUCACAGCAGCCCAGUCGGUGCUCGCACAAGUCGAGACGGCCAGCGAGGUCGGCCGGUACAUCAUCACCGUCGUCCUCGUUGGCGUCCUUGCCUUUCACAUUGCGCGUGGCGUCCUCGUGCCGGGCUAUGCCCUCAUGGUCCUCAACACUGUCCUGAUGUUCGGCUCGUUCUCGGUCCAGUACAUUGUCAUUGCCCAAGCGCUGUUAUGGGUGCUCCUUGCGCUUGGCGUGUACCUCUUCCCGCUGCCCGCCUUUCCCAAAAUGACCUCCACCUACCCCAACGUCGGCUGCAUCACCGAUCGCCUCGAAGACCUCGACGUCCGCAUCUUCUACCCAUCGCCGGCGUCGAGCAGCAAGCGCAUCUUCCUGCCGUAUUUGCACCACGGCAAGCACUUGGCCAUCGGGCUGAGUAUCUUCGCCAAGAUCCCGGCGUUCAUCUUUUCGCACUUUAAGAACGCGUGGCUGCACGCUGUCGUGGAUGUCCCGCUGCUGCCACCGCCGUCCAAGAAUGGGUGGCCCGUCCUCGUCUUUAGCCACGGCCUCGGCGGGUCGCUGGAGAUGUACGCCGUGCUCCACGAGCAGCUCGCGAGCCAAGGGUACAUUGUGUUUGCACUCAACCACAACGACGGGUCGUCGUCGGUGAAUCGGCUCGUCGACGCCACCGGGCGCGUCACGUACGAUUACUACCACCCGCUUCCGCCAGAGGCCGCGAAAGACUGGGAUAACGUCGAGUACAAGAUCCGCAACAGUCAGUUGCAGCAACGCGUGGCCAAUGUUCAGAGCAUGAUCAACGCUGUCGAGACGCUGCGAGCCGACCCGACCAGCGUCUUCUACCAAAAGCUCAACCUCGAUGCGAUCGGCCUCGUGGGACAUUCCUUUGGCGGGGCGACCGUCGUGACUGCGGCGACCCGGGAUACCCGAGUCAAGGCGAUUGUGGCUAUGGACGUAUGGAUGGCGCCGCUUGACAAGGACGUGGUGCUCAACGGCCCACGUCUUCCGGUGUUGCACUUGAUCUCGGAGCAGUGGGUCAACUGGACAACGCACAUGGAGACGCUCUCGAAGAACGUAUCAUCGGCGACGCACCCGGACACGCAGCUCUACGCAAUCAAGGACUCGCGCCACAACAACUUUUCCGAUCUCGGCCUCUUCUCGCCGAAAAUCAGCCAACUCGCACGGGCAGCCGGCAAGAUCGAUGUGACCUACGUGCUCGAGGUCAUUGCCGACGUCACGGGCGCGUAUUUGAAGCCGCACUUGGACAACGGCAACGCUUUAUCCUGGACAGACCUCGAAGCCAAGUACCCCGAGCUCGCCAACAUGCACCAGCGCACCGAAGCGUCAACCGACGGGUACCAGACGUUUGCGUCGCCCAAACACACGGCGAGUGUUUAACGACAAGUACACCAGUGUUGUCGUGAAUGACCCUUUGCUUCGUUUCGGGAAUUGGAUAUAGUAGCACCCCAC